UUUACGACGAGGAGAACAUUGCAAAUUUACCGACAAGUGACACUUUUAAUGUCACCUACUACGACUUGCUACCCCAAGCGUUCGUUGAAGAAUACUUUGUCAAUGUCAAUGAUUCGAAUGAAGUUGCUAUUUACCGGAUGAAUGCUUAUUCUACUGGGACAAGUGCGGGUGCUUGUAUUGCACUCGAUCCUGACGGUACGUCGCAGGGUCGAUGGCAGGUAUCAACUUCUGGCUUGACAACGACUUGGACUUAUCUCGACGCUCUUCUAAAAGACGAUGACGAAUGCUUGCUGGUUAGUGCACAAGCUAGAUUACGAUUCUUGCCUGAUCGGGAUUUUUCUGGAAACGCUACGAUCAGAAUUAGAGCUUGGGAUGGAGCCUAUCACACGGAUCCAGACGAUUAUGUGGACGUCAGACGCUUCCUCACAGCAAUUAUCUCUGCGAACUCAUCAGGGUCAGUUAUAGGAAGUUCGUCGCCUUGGAGAACGACUGUAGAACGAGCAUCAUAUGGAAACGAGAUUCUAUUUGUUUUAACUGUCAUUUCAGUUCCUGACGAACCCGUUUUAGUAAAAAAGGUCACUGUAUUGGACGCCAUUCCUCAUCGUAUUUUGUACCAGUAUGACCACCUUUUUACAUCUACAGUACAAUUGACGGCGUCGGAGUUUCGUCUGCGAGAGGAAAACUUUCGCAACUUCUUAGUGCUAAUAUUAGAGAAUGACGUAACACUGAAGAGAAUUCAGAAGAAUGAUGAUACGUCAGUCGAUGUCAGCUUUGAGAUAGCAAACGAUGCUUUGAAGUUCAAUGACGUAAAUCGUCUAAUUACUGAGAAAGUGAAAACUCUCAGUAGUAAUUUAAGAUUUAAUAUUACCGUUAUUAAAAGAGAAAUGGCAUCCGGAACCGGAGCAGGAUGUUCCGGUCCAGCUAUCAUUGAACCUGCACCUUUGAGGGGAACAAUUGUAAACGAAAUGGUAUCUACAGCGUUUGCUGAUUCAGAUAACGACUUUUUGGGAGCAGCAAUUGUCUCACUCUCUCGCCAUAAAGAGGGAAUAUGGAUGUUUCACCUUGCUGAACACCCAGGAAGUUCACUUCAUUCGUCUUGGUCACCUGAUAGCGCGCGUUGGUUUACGUUUCCACCCGUAGUAUCAUCCACUAGGGCUGUGCUACUUAGCGGGCACGAUCGUAUACGAUUUGUACCACAUCCCGAUUACCACUGGAGCCCCGAUCGAAUCCCAGAGAUGUCGUUCAAGGCAUGGGAUGAGUCUAAUGGUGGACGACCUGGCGACAUCAAUGUAAACACCGACCCGUACGCUAUUGUCACAAAUUCAACCGUCGUUUCUCGUGGAAUAUUUAGUUUUGAUGCUGCACGGGCUCAGGCUGUUAGAGUGGGUUGCGAUGGAACUCUGAAUUCGGGCAUGCAAUUUGAUGCAUGUUGUGUAUGCGGCGGCAACGGCUCAUCUUGUGCCGGCUGUAACAACGUUGUGGGCUCAAAUGUCCAAAGAGAUCCGUGCGACGGUUGCGAAGCGUCGACAUCCGAGUGUCUCGGCUGUGACUUUGUUCCCUUUUCGCGGAACAAAGAAGACAAUUGCAGUGCUUGCGAUGGAAGAAACGCAGCACCAGUCGAUUGUUUCGGAGAAUGUUACGGUACAGCGGUAAUGGAUCACUGCAGCGUCUGCUCAGAAGGAUCUACAGGCAAAGCGUACAAUGCCGACGUCGAUUGCAACGGUGUAUGCAACGGCCUGGCUGUUAUAGACGAGUGUGGAGACUGCGUCAAUGGAACAACCGGUAGAGUAUUUAACCAGCGUAUGGAUUGCAGAGGAAGCUGCGACGGGCGCUACACGAAGGAUCCCUAUUGCGGCCUCUGCCAGGAGUCGUCGGUGGCACCACUAGACUAUCGCGAUUGUGCAGGCAAUUGCUUUGGCAACGCUUUCAUUGACGAAUGCGGAGAGUGUAGUGCAGCAUACAGCGGUUCUGGUACUUCCAUCACAGACGUCUGUGGUAUUUGCGGCGGAAACGGCACGACAUGCGCAGGAUGUGACGGAGUCCAAGGAAGCCAAAAAAUAUUGGACAACUGCGGAGUCUGCGGAGGCAACGACUGCAGCUGCUUCAAAAUCACGUCUAUCGAACCGAAUCGUGGACCGUCGAAGGGAGGAACAAAGAUAACAGUCAAGGGAGCUGGUUUUACCUUCAUGUCGAAUAUGCCGUCGAAGUUUACUGAUGCGUGUGGCGGUGCUUUGCGAGAUAGUCGUGGAGACACGAUCCACGCGCAGUGCAAACUGGAGUCUCCUAAGCAGCAAUGGCAGGGCAUUGCUCAACUGAUCGACCACCGAACUAUUGUUUGUACGACACCCGACAGCACAGUAUUCGCUCAACGCGUAUUUCAGUUUUGUCUGAAAGUCGCCGUGGGAACAGGGAAGUUUACAAAGGAGUGCAUUCAUACCACAUUUACAUACGACGACACAGCCAACACUCGAAUCGAUGACAUCACACCCACAGCGGGAAUCAUAGGACACACCACUGCCGUCAGACUCCUUGGCGACAACCUGUUCGAUUCAGAACCGGCGCAGUGUUUGUUGUCCGAUUUUGGUGACUGUAACGUGCCUGCCGAGUUUAUCAGAGCAGACGGGUUUAUUUCCGUUGAUGCGACGUUUGUGAAUGUUUCAGAAUACCAUUGCUUCCUGCCUGCGUUUAAGUCGUCAUGUCGUGUAACAAUCGCUCUGUCGCUUGACGGUCAGCAGUCGGGUGUUCUCGAUUCGAGCUUCCGCCACUUCACGUACUUUGCGAGCGCCCCAGAAAUUGUCAACGUCACUUUCUCCGACGACGUAACGACACUUGUCGUUGUCUGGGACCGAGCUAUAGAGACGGCCAACCGAUCAGACUUUACUUGCCGGGACAUCUGGGAUGAUGCGAGUUACUAUCUGUUGGGCGGGUCGACAUCGACUUGCUCGUUUCAAACGUACGAACGGAAGGCCGUUGUUGUGUUGUUGGGAUCGACGGCGACGGUGUCUCCAGGAUCGGUUGUCACCGUGAAGGAUGACGUCAUAUGGACUCUAGGAGAGACAUUCUCUUAUAACGCAACUAACGCGUCUGCUAUGGUUUCGUCCUUAGCACAAAAACUGAUCCCCGUUUCUGUCAUCCAAGCAAGCAAUGUUGUGCCUGCGUGUGGUCACUACACAGCGGACGGUCUACUUUCUUACAACUCGGGUUAUAGAGACUUGGAGUAUAUCUGGGGCUUGGCAACCGAAGACAGCAGCACUCCACAUUUCUUGCAACUUCAACGACAUCUAGCAUCGUUUGGCCGCUUCUCAGCUACGAUUGCGUUAAAUUCGAAACUGUUUGUAGUAGGAGUUCAGUACUAUCUGGAACUGCAAGUGUCGAACGUGGUAGGCGAGACUAGCAAUUUAACUCGAGUUCCUCUCACGAAGGCUGAGGCUGACGCUCCCGUCGUGUCAAUCAUGGGACUCUCCGAGCAAAUGCUGGAAGUGUCCAAGAUGGCAGUCUUCAAAGGAAACGUUCGACUGUCUGAAUGUAGCAACGCGUCUACCCUGAGUUUCUUGUGGCGUAUUCUCAUACCAUCCACACAGCGAGGAGUCGACGACCAAGUAAUCGAUCUUGAAGAAAGCGAGAGGGCUACCUUUGUCAUCCCUCCUCACACUCUUCAACCCGGUAUUCGAUACGAUUUACUUUUAACCGUCAGCUCUGAGAAUGCCUCGUCGACGGCCUCGACAGCGGUCCGCACUGUCGUCGCUCCGAUUAGAGCCGUUAUUCUCGGAGGGAAUCGCACCGUCAGUCGCAAUUCCACGUUCACUCUUGACGCGUCGCAUUCUAUCGAUUUCGCCGAGAGUCGAGUCAACGCCGAAUUCGAAUGGAUUUGUCUGAGGCGACAUACGGUAUGUUACGACGAUCACGAUCCGCAUAGGCGACCCAUCAACAUUCCUCGGGAAGAAUCCGUUGACAUCGAUGCUUCUCGCUUCGCUGCCGGAAAGACCUACGUCUUCACGGUUGUUGUGAGAAAGGACGGUAGAAGCGACUCGACUGCAGUUGAAAUCACGAUUUCUAACUUCACAGUGCCAGUUGUCACGAUCUGGCCUGUACACCGUUUCAUCUCUCCGCACGAGAAGCUCUCGAUUCGCGCCACCGUGUUGUCUUAUUUGCCUGUUGUGAUAACGAACUGGGACUUGGAACGCAUGGCGGGUUACGGGUACGUCGAUUUGUCUGCUGCAUCCGAAGUGAAGUCGACGAUGUCGGAUUUCAGUCCGUACGAAGUCAAUAGAACGGACAUCGCGCAAGAUGUGGUUGUAUUUACAAACGCAAUAAGUCAGGUCAAUUUGGUCAUAAAACCAGGUUCUCUGACGUUUGGCUUGACGUACAGAUUUCGGUUGACCGCAGAAAAUGCGGACGGUUUCGGUCGGGCAGCGAUUGACGUUGCAGUAGAAAAGCCCCCCAGUUCGGGGAGAUUGGUCGCUCGGCCAGAGCGGGGGUAUGCGUUGGAUACUAUCUUUUCAAUUAAAGCGGAAGGUUGGGCGGACGUUGCGACAGACUUACCUUUAAGUUAUCAAUUUGGAGUGGCGUUUGUCGAUGAACAAGUGUAUUGGCUGAGUGGGAAAGAGAGCGGGAGCAUACUCAAGACGGCUCUUCCUCAGGGUGCCAGCACAAACAGUGAAUUGACCGUCGUUGUACAGGUUUUCGAUCAAAGUGGAGCUCGUGCAGAGAGUAGAACAACAGUUGUUGUUUAUCCAGGACGUUUGAGCUCGUCGGAAGCAACGGCAUCGAUUCUGAACAAUGCGGAUGCGUUAAUACGUUUAGGCGAGUGGUCCGAAGGCUUGGCGCACCUAGCCAGCUCACUAAGCCAAACGCUCGUCAACGCGUCAUUUGCUACCACAGAGUUAAGACCGAAAGCGGCUGAGAUCAUUCUUAAUGUCUACAGAGAAGAGAUGCCGCCCGUAGACUCGCAGAUGUUGCGUACAGCUCGUCUGCUAGAGGUGGCUACAAGAGUAACUGUCACGAAAGUCGACGGAUCCGGAGAUUUGCAGGUUGAGCUUGCGUUUAUUUCGGACGCAGAUUUUCUUGGUUAUGACUCUGUUCUCAGGGAAAUUCUCUCGGUCACAAGAGGGGUCGUCGACCACUUUGUUGCCGAACCCGUUCAGUCGACAGUUAGCAAGCGAGCAACGACAGAAUCAAAACUUAUUUUCCCGACCGAAAUCUUUACAACAAGACUCUCUACUACAGACGUGGCGACUCUCGCCCGUUUAUCGACGAACGUUUUCAAACUGCAAGCGCAACCGGUCGGAACUGCGGCCAUGGUUUACGAGACGUUGGAACGGUUGGGCCUACAUUUGUGUAGGACGGUCUUAUACGGAGAGGAACGCACGGUAGUUCCAUUGGACGACGGUGCAAUGAUGAGCGCCGUUUAUGCCGUCCCGGGUACUCACGUGACGUCGUUCGCACACAUUGAUUUUGGCCGUCAGCUGAGAGACGAGUAUGUUCGAUGGCCGUGCAGCGCAGGAGAGUGUCAAGGAGUCUGCAUUCUUAUUGGAUCCCAGUCGGUCGAUUGGCACGGACUCGAAACGACGACCAAAGUCGAUCCUUCAAAAGCAAUUUCUAUCCGCAAGGAAACUGCGGAAGCCAUUUUGAUAAAAUUUCACAACGCAAAUAUUUCUUUGAUUCGCUUGGCCACACCAAUCGUAUCCGUGUCUCUAGUUGAUUCGGACUCGGGUGAGAUAAAGAAGGCCUCGAACCUCUCUUAUCCGAUCACAUUGGACUUCAACGUUACUGUCGAUGACGUCACUGAGGAAGAUGCCAUGGUGUGCGUCUAUAGACCAAUGGGAGGGUACCACGGAUUUAACAAUACGGAUUGGAUUUCGGACGACGGUCUGAUUCCCGUCUCGAUCACAAAGUGCGAUGUCAUCACUGUCAGGUGCCUCUAUCGUCAACUAUUCGAAUUCACCGUCAUACACAUACCCCUCAUACCUCCGGAAAUAACGACACUCCCGCCCACUCCUAGCCCCGACGUGACAACGGUUUUGCCUACGACGACGCAAUCGCGGCCAAGAUCGACGCAAUCGAAAACAACGCAACAGGCAUCGACGCCAUCCUCCCAACAUGUCGAGCCUACUGCGAAAGGACAUGACGGAUCGGGUGGAACACCCGGAUGGAUAGCUGCCGUUGCGGUCGUGAUUGUGGCCUUUGUCUUGACGGUCGUAGUUCUUUGGUAUUUUUGUUAUUACAGGAAACGACGAAUCGCGAAAAUGACCGUCGUGCCCGAACAGUUCGAGCUAGUAGCCGGCGGAGACAGAGAAGAGUAUGGCGUCAACGAGCUCGACGGCAAGGAGCCAAUGCAGGUCGUCAAUGUCGACAGAACGGGCGACAGGCGACAAUUGUGCGUCGUGAGAGUUCUAAAGACGAUCCGUCUGAGAGAACUUCGGAAUGUUCUGAUCGACGAGUUUGUCGACGAUUUUAAAGAUCAACCGUUCUACUUCCUCACGAGACAUCUCAAGGAGGUGGAGCCGGAAGACGAGACGAUGCAGUUUGUACGAGUCGUGUACGAGGGCGACGAAGUAUUCGUCCGCAAAGUCGAUCUAAAUGAGAACGAUUCGACGCGUCUUCAUUUCUGCGUGUGCGGAGGUAUUGCGCACUUUGAAUGCGCAGAAUGCCAGUCUCGAGGGUAUUGCAGUCCGGACUGCCAGAGAAGGGACUGGGUCGACGUACAUAUUAAAGAGUGUCGCACGUUGGGCGAGAAGAAGCGUCGAGCGUCGCUCUUGAUCCGAAGUCGGCAGACUAGCGUGAACCAGAUGCCCGGAUCGGAGUCCGAUCAAGUAGACGGUGCCGGGAAGCCGCUCCUUCGAAACGACAUCAGAACAUGGCGCGGAUACCUGACAAGAACGACGUCCGUUCCUAUUCGCCAGACGGCUGCGGCUGGUCCGGGCGCGUCCGGGUCGGUACGUACUCCGGCUCGGUUCACUAGUGUUUCCAAUAUACCUCCUUCCUACGCUGCAGCCCUUGGCAUCGGUUCCUCACGACCCUCCAAUACUUCCUACCAACCACUGAAACGCUCCGCUACUCAGACAACAACACGUGGCUCUGUGGCGAGCGACGGAUCGUUUCAAGCGCCCGUCGCCAACUUUCCCAAGCCCUCUUUCGAUCAGGAAGUACCUGAGGGCACACCAGUGUUCACCAUGACCGGGUCUAGUACACGUACUUCGUCGGGUAGACAAUCCGUGUCGCGAGAUCUGAGAAGCAGACCUGGAACUACUACGGGAGCUCUUCUAGAGGACGUCAAAGAAGAAGAGGCUAGUCGAGAUGAUGAGCGCACUGUAGACCAAGUACACGAAGUCGCAGAGAAAGAGAAGGGGAACGACUGAGAGGUAAGAACGGCGAGCAAAGGUGGUCUCGCCGACUCAGUAGUAUGACAAUGGCAUCCGCCAUGUCUGUAGUAGUAUGUGUAUUCAGAUAAUCGAGUUUCGAGAUUUACUACUUUUUUAUGUUUUGUAUGAACUAAUAGUUAUCGUCUCGCUUCGAGCGACUGUGAUAUUAGGAUAAACAAGUUUGAAGUAGUCGGUUAUGCAAAUUUUGACUCCGCCUAUGAAUUAACUUUUAUU
Messenger RNA from Corticium candelabrum, 7595 nucleotides. RefSeq lists its product as uncharacterized. The coding region runs from base 138 to 7358 and encodes 2406 amino acids. Gene Ontology annotation, biological process: calcium ion transport. NCBI's taxonomy places the organism in Eukaryota, Metazoa, Porifera, Homoscleromorpha, Homosclerophorida, Plakinidae. Gene Ontology annotation, molecular function: monoatomic cation channel activity. Gene Ontology annotation, cellular component: plasma membrane. The transcript has a single exon. The record is from RefSeq and is a predicted model, not a curated record.